AUGGCCAGCGCACCCAACGACAAACCUCUCGACGUGGAGGCAUCCGCCAUGUGGCUUGAUGAGAACUCAGCUACGGAGAACAUGCCAUCAGGUCCUCCAAGCGAGCCGCAAGGUCUUUCUGACCAGACUCGCUAUGUCACGAAGAGCAAGAUCAUCAUGGUAGGCCCUACGCACGCAACGAUGCGGACCACCACCGUUCGGCCAAAGGAUUCCCGCGGGCUCACAGGUUUUGACAGAUUUUCCUCACCUGCGCCUCGGUCGAUUUGGUCGCGUUGAUGGAUCAGACGACGCUGGCCGCCAGUCUGACCCUCAUCUCCCGCGCUCUGAGCUCCUCGGCCAACAACGCCUGGAUUUCCGGGGCGUAUUUCCUGACGUCGACCAGCUUUCAGCUGCUCUACGGUCGGUUGUCGGACAUUUGGUCUCGCAAGACGGUGCUGCUGGCGUGUAUCUUUCUCUUCUUCGUGGGAUCGCUUGCUGCGUCGCUCGCGCAGACGGACACGCAGUUGAUUGCUUUCCGUGCUCUGACGGGAGUUGGAGGUGGUGGGUUGAUGACUCUGGCGCAGACGAUUGUAUCUGAUGUGGUUUCCUUGCGAGAUAGAGGCAAAUAUCAAGGAAUUUUGGUAGGGGUUGUCGAUCUUUAUAUCUUGGUCAUGCUGAUUGUGUCUGUUCAGGGUGCAGUCGUUGCUAUUGCAAAUGGUAUCGGCCCCAUUGUGGGUGCCUCACUCAGUGAGAUCAACACACAAUCUUGGUGAGACGAGUCGUUUGGGGCAUGUACGUCUCCGGAAGCUGAUGAGCCUGCUAGGAGGUGGAUCUUCCGGCUGAACUUACCACUCACCGCAAUCUCGACUGUUGCGAUCGUUUGGAUGAUGCCUUUGAAGAAAGUCGAAGGGUCUUGGCUGUUCAAGCUCAAGGCUAUCGACUUCACAGGCGCAAUCUUGACUCUCUCUGCGUCAACAAGUCUUGUGGUAUGUUCUCACUCGACAGUGCUGUAUUCAUUGCCGCUGAUCAAGGUGUGCAGCUGGCACUGACGUGGGCUGGAGACCAAUACCCGUGGCAAUCGGCGGCGGUCAUUGCACCCCUAGUCAUUGGCGUGGCCUUGCUGGCGGCGUUUGUCUUAUGGGAAGGCAUCGGCCCACGAUACCCUCUCAUGCCUCGUAAGUUCUGCUUUUGAGCUUCUGCGAGAAAAGUGUUGCUCAGCCCUUACUAGUACAUAUCUUCCGGAGCCGGCUGGUCAUCGGGGCAUGCGCGACCAUGUUCAUCAACGGCUGGCUUUUCGUGACGCAGGUCUACUACAUACCUGCUUUCUUCCAGCUUGCGUAUGGACUUUCGCCCGUGAUAUCGGGCGCACUGCUGCUACCCAUCACCCUCACGCAAACAAUUUCAAGCACGACUUCCGGCUUGAUCGUACAUUGGAUCGGACGGUACCGAGAAAGCAUUAUCGUUGGCUGGAUCACUUGGUCCAUCGGGCUAGGGCUUUAUUCAACACUCAAACCCAAUCAGUUCGAAGUAGGUAAAGCAGUUGGCUAUGGUCUGCUUACUGGCUUCGGAGUAGGACAGACCCUGCAGCCUUCCCUAAUCGCAAUACAAGCAGGGGUUGCCAGGCAGGACAUGGCCGUCGUGACCUGUACUCGCAAUUUCGUACGGAACUUGGGAUCAACGCUCGGUCUUGCUGUUGCGGCGACAUUGAUCAAUUCCACCCUGCGACCCGACCUCACGAGACUUGGUCUACCUGUUCAAGAGGUCAUCAAUGGCCCAGAUACAUACCUUGCCAGUUUAGCAGCAGGUAAUCGGGAGGAGGUGCGUCAGGCGAUAUUGAGCUCCUACUCUCAAGGCUUCCGAAGAAUAUUCUACCUCAACGCAGCACUUAGCAGUCUUGCCGUUGUUGUCGCAUGGUUCAUGAUCCCGCAGAUUGGACUGGAUCGGCAGGAUGACGCUGCCCUGAAGGUGCAGGCAGACGAAAAGUCUUCAAAGGAAGGCAUUGUCCAGCGGCAGGCUUAG
Lecanosticta acicola is the source of this 1998-nucleotide messenger RNA. The record is from the annotation of a GenBank genome assembly. NCBI's taxonomy places the organism in Eukaryota, Fungi, Ascomycota, Dothideomycetes, Mycosphaerellales, Mycosphaerellaceae.